This is a messenger RNA of Capsella rubella, 1825 nucleotides long. RefSeq names its product inactive receptor-like serine/threonine-protein kinase At2g40270. NCBI's taxonomy places the organism in Eukaryota, Viridiplantae, Streptophyta, Magnoliopsida, Brassicales, Brassicaceae. Bases 218 to 1699 code for a protein of 493 amino acids. The record is from RefSeq and is a predicted model, not a curated record. Gene Ontology annotation, molecular function: protein kinase activity; ATP binding. Gene Ontology annotation, biological process: protein phosphorylation. The transcript is spliced from 6 exons.
GCACGCGCUUUCUCUAAUCAAAACUCAAACUCGUUUGCUAAAACGAAGAAGAAGAAGAAGAAGAACUCAUCACACACAAAGUCUCGUCCUUUUUGUUUUUUUUUCUUUGUUCUGAUAGUGUCUGUCUAUUCCUGUAAUCUAGAUCCAAACUCGAUUUCAUCAUCCUCUGCUCUCAGCUCUUGCAGCUGUUGUUGUCUUCUCUGUAUUCAUUCGAUCGAUGUUCAAAAUGCGUUCUUUUAUGGCUUCUGUCAUCCUUCUCAGCUACUUUGGUUUGUGUUGUUCGCUCAUGGACCAAGGUGUAGAUGUUCUGAGAAGUGAAGGCAGUUUAAAGAAAGAUCUAUGGUCAGAUGGAGAUUCCAAUCAUUUGAAAGCUGUUGGAUUUCACAGGAAAACACUUGUCCGUCAGCAAAUCAAUUACAAGGAUUUGCCUUCUAGAAAAAACCCCAAGAACCUUCCUCCGGCUGCAACCAUCGCACCAUCAUCAUCCCCGAAACCUUCUCCAAAACAUGUUUCAGCUAAACCUUCAACAGUUCCGGAGCCACAAAAGAGAUCAUCUACACAAGAUGUUUCACUUUCUCCAUCUGUCUCAGUUGCAAUUUCUCCCCCUCCAAGAAAAAAGUCUGAUUCUUCUUCAGUAGUUGUUCCACUUGUGGUUGGCUGCGUAUGCGGUGCUGUUUUUCUUCUCCUAGUAGCUACUGGCGUCUACUUUUACAGACGUAAGUCUUGCGAAACUGUGAAUCCUUGGCGUACGGGUCUCAGUGGACAACUUCAGAAAGUUUUUGUAACUGGCAUCCCUGUACUCAAAAGAUCUGAGAUUGAAGCCGCAUGUGAAGAUUUUAGUAAUGUCAUUGGAUCUUGCUCACUUGGGAAAUUGUUCAAAGGAACACUAUCAAGUGGAGUUGAGAUAGCUGUCGCUUCAUUUGCUACUACCUUUGCUAAAGACUGGAAGAACAAUACAGAAGUUCACUUUAGGAAGAAGAUCGAAAUGUUAUCGAAGAUCAACCACAAGAACUUUGUAAACCUACUUGGUUACUGUGAGGAAAAGGAACCUUUCACCAGGAUCUUGAUCUUUGAGUAUGCUCCAAACGGAUCACUCUUUGAGCAUUUACACAGUAAAGACUCAGAACACUUGGACUGGGGAAUGCGGUUAAGAAUAGCAAUGGGUUCAGCAUAUUGCCUUGAGCAUAUGCACCAACUCAAUCCACCUAUAGCUCACACCAAUCUCGUCUCAUCUUCUCUUCAGCUUGCAGAGGAUUAUGCUGUCAAAGUAUCAGAUUUCAGUUUCGGUCCAUCUGAGACAGAUACUAGCAUCAACAACACAAUCAUAGACACACACACCUCAGUCUUGACUCCCCAAGACAACGUUUACAGCUUCGGUUUACUGUUAUUCGAAAUGAUAACCGGGAAACUCCCAGAAUCGGUUAACAAACAUGACUCAGCAGAUAGCGGGCUGGUCGAUUUCUUAAGAGGAGAGACUCUAGCCAAGAUGGUAGAUCCAACACUGGAAUCUUAUGAUGAGAAGAUUGAGAAUAUAGGUGAAGUGAUCAAAUCAUGCCUCAGAACAGACCCGAAAGAGAGGCCUACAAUGCGAGAAGUCACAGGAUGGUUACGGGAGAUAACGGGAAUAUCACCUAACGAUGCUACGCCGAAAUUGUCACCUCUUUGGUGGGCAGAGUUGGAGGUUUUGUCAACGUCAUAAGAGAUCCCUUCACCAAUAAAUCUGUAUAUAUUUUGAAGAUGUGAGACUGUGAGUUCAAGUAAAAUCUAUAGACAUGUAUAUGAUGAAUUAGUGUGCAAAUCGGAAAGAAAGUUCUUGUAGGAAUUA